This is a messenger RNA of Cuscuta campestris, 866 nucleotides long. Lineage: Eukaryota; Viridiplantae; Streptophyta; Magnoliopsida; Solanales; Convolvulaceae. The record is from the annotation of a GenBank genome assembly.
GACGGAGGGAGUACUUACUAAAUUUUGAUGUUGUGCGCCCUUGCUUCAGGUCCUAGAAUAUGAUGCACCAGAGGCACUGCUACUGAAUGAAGGAAGUGCAUUUCACCGGAUGGUUCAGAGUACAGGCGCAGCUAAUGCAGAGUAUUUGCAAAGCUUAGUACUUGGGGUAGGAGAGAUCAAACCGGAAGUUGAUAAACAGCUAGAUGGGGUAAGGAGAGGGCUCGCCUCUUCUCGUUGGGCUGCUGCGGCACAAUAUGCACUGGGUAUUAGUCUCAGUUCAUCACAGAAUGACCUUAUCCAGCUGGAAAUUGAAGAUGACGUUCAUAUCCUCAACAAAACGAAGGACGCCGUGGUAACUUUGCAAGGUGUUUUGGAAGGGAAGCACAACAAUGAAAUUGAAGAGACGCUGGAUCGCUACCAGGUCUCCAAAGAUAGAUGGUGGUUUGCCUUAUACAGAGUGGUUGAAGGUCUUGCAACAAUGAGUAGGCUGGCUCCAAACAGGCUUCAACAUGGCGAAUUCGAGUUCGAAGGGAAAUCAAUUGACUGGGAUCAUGCUGCAAUGUAGGAGGAGCCCACUGCCAUACAUUGUUUAUUAAUUCUUACCUCUAAUUUUCAUACCACACAAAUUAUUUUGCCUUUUAUCGAUACGUAGAAAGCUUUUUUUAUAUAUACCACUUUAGAAGAUGUUGAUACCAGUGUUACUAAAACCGGUCCGAACCGGUCAAACCAAGAACCGGUGGGCGUGCCGGUUUUCAAGCUUUAAUAACAUGGGUUGAAAAUAAAUGUUUGGGGAAAAUUUUGUGGGUUGUAUAAUUUCAUCAUCCCUCCAAGGUGGUAUUCCUUUGAAAUAACAGUUCUUAUAUGGG